Phymastichus coffea is the source of this 4489-nucleotide messenger RNA. It is a transcript of the gene Keap1, whose product is annotated as kelch-like ECH-associated protein 1B. The transcript is spliced from 8 exons. NCBI's taxonomy places the organism in Eukaryota, Metazoa, Arthropoda, Insecta, Hymenoptera, Eulophidae. Gene Ontology annotation, molecular function: protein binding. Bases 1109 to 2971 code for a protein of 620 amino acids. The record is from RefSeq and is a predicted model, not a curated record.
GGAUCGGUUUGCUCGUUUUUACCACCAUCUGCUACUCGGCGAUCCAUUGUUCUUCCUGAUUGCUCCAAAAUAGAUAGGUAUAGCAUUCAUACCUUAUGCUCGUGUUCGUCUUUUCGACCGUUCGAUUCAAUCGAUUAGCGCCUUAUCACUCAAACGCGCUUCUCCUAGCUGAGUCCUAGCUCGGUUAUUUUAAUUCAGUCGAAUACAGUGAAUGGCGUGUCAACAACUUUCUAUCGUGACAGCUUGCCUUCUGUAUGGGAUUAUCAUGCUAAAAUCAAUUGAAAGUCACGGCUGUUCGCUCAACAGUGAGGGACUACGCACGAAUAGCGAUUAGAGAAGAGACAAACAAGAUCUUUUUCAUCAAUAGUCAUCGUCAUCUGCAGUAAGCAGUUUCUCAAGAGCGCCACCGUGGUUUGUUCUGAACUUGCGCUAUUAUACAGUUACCAAGUCCUGUAAGUACAUCAACAACACCACACUUCUUGCCCGUUUUUUAUUUGACACGUUACACGUAUUUACACAUACCAGGCUAGCAUAUUCGAAUUUUCACACCUCCAAUUGAGGUUAGAAUCGAUAUUUUGACAGUUAGUCACUCGAUAUAAGUACUUAUGUACCUAUAAGUAGACAAAUAUCGUGGGUAUUUGAAAAUAAUGUUUAAAGCAUGUGAGUCUUUUUCACAAGUACUAUCUAUUUGCAGUAUUUUUUACAGGAAUUAUACACUGUAUGAACAAGCAACCAUUCUCCUACGAGACUCCCCUCAUUUUUCUAUAACUUCUCAGCUUUGUAGGCUUAUCUCUCGUGGCCUUGACUAAAAAUCGUGUUGUCAUCGACCACUCGAUUUUUCCAACGAUUCAAGCUUGCCGAUACAUAACCAAUUAACCAAAUCAAUUAGCAGGAGAAUAACAUCACGCGCAUUUUUUCCGAAUUCUAUGCUCUAUUUCUAGAUUUUAUCAAACAUUUUGUGUAUGCUAGUUCAAUUGUUCAUCUUAUUUUAUUUUUUUCAAGUUGAAACAUUUGUUAAAGUUGUCUUCUCAACAACUACAGUAGCAUUAGACAACAAAUACAUGUCUACUGAAUGAUUUUUAGCAGAGGUAUUUUGUAGACUAGUUUAAUGGAUGCAGAAGAUGAGUAUUUGCUUGGGCAAAGUUGCAAUAGUUCAUUUCCUGAAUAUGCCACCAGUUCAUCAUGCGAUCCAGGAGAAGAAAGAGAUAAUGAUGUUAACACAGAGAAAUGUGGAGACCUCGAGGAUAUGUCAUUUUAUAUGUCUACAUAUAUCAGGCGUGUUAUGAAAAUGAUGCAUAUUAUGCGCAGUCACCAUAUGCUGACUGAUGUUGUGUUGGAAGUUGGUUCAGAAUUAUUUCAUGCUCACAAAGUCAUCCUUGCUGCUGCCAGUCCUUAUUUCAAAGCCAUGUUUACUGGAGGACUAAAAGAGUGUGAGAUGACAAGAGUUAAACUACAAGGUGUAUGUCCUACAGCAAUGGCUAAACUGGUCAAUUUUAUGUAUACUGGCAAUGUACGUAUUACAGAAGUAACUGUCUGCUCUCUAUUACCUGCUGCAACAAUGUUUCAGGUAUCCAGUGUUGUUAAUGCUUGCUGUACAUUUCUUGAAAAGCAACUGGACCCCACAAAUGCUAUUGGCAUUGCGAAUUUCGCAGAACAACAUGGCUGCUCACUUCUUCAAAGCAAGGCAAAUCAAUUUAUAGUUCAACACUUUAGUCAGAUUUGUCAAGAAGAAGAAUUUCUCCAAUUGUCUGCAUUACAAUUAGUAUCCCUUGUUCGCAAAGAUGAGUUAAAUGUACAAGAGGAACGGGAGGUGUAUAAUGCUGUUCUCAAGUGGGUAAAGUACAAUGAAGAAGCUCGUGGACCAAAAAUGGAACAUAUUUUACAUGCUGUUCGAUGUCAGUACUUGACACCUAGUUUUUUGCGUGAGCAAAUGAAACAUUGCGAAGUUAUGAAGAAACUUCCUGCUUGCAGAGAAUAUUUGGCACAGAUUUUCAAAGAACUAACAUUGCAUAAGAAACCCAUUGUUAAGGAAAGAACGCCAAACACGCCAAGAGUUAUUUAUAUCGUAGGUGGCUUUUUUCAGCAUUCAUUGGAUUUAUUAGAAGGAUACAACGUUGACGAUAAAAGCUGGACGACCCAUGCCAAACUAUUAGUUCCCAGGUCGGGCUUAGGAGGAGUAUUUCUUAAGGGCUAUUUUUAUGCUAUUGGAGGCAGGAAUAAUACUCCAGGCCAUAAAUAUGACAGUGAUUGGGUUGAUCGUUAUAAUCCUGCGACCGAUCAAUGGAGACCCUGCAGCCCAUUAACCGUUCCGAGAAAUCGCGUUGGCGUUGCUGUUAUGGAUGGUUUAUUGUAUGCAGUAGGAGGAAGUUCCAAUACCGAAACUCAUCAUACUGUUGAGUGCUAUGAUCCUGAAAAUGACACGUGGACAAAUAUAAAGCCUAUGUGCACUAAAAGAUUAGGAGUUGGAGUGGCUGUAGUAAAUAGGCUUUUGUAUGCUAUAGGAGGGUAUGACGGAACUGAGCGUUUGAAUUCGGUUGAAUGUUAUCAUCCUGAGAAUGAUGAAUGGAACAAAGUUGCCCCCAUGAAUACCCGACGCUCUGGCUCUGGUGUUGCUAGUAUCGGGCAAUAUAUCUACGUUGUUGGCGGCUACGAUGGCAAUAGUCAACUUUGUUCAGUUGAAAGAUAUGAUACCGAAAAAAACACUUGGGAAUAUGCAAGUCCGUUGAGAAUUGCCCGCAGUGCUUUAAGUUUGACUGCCUUAGAUGGCAAACUUUAUGCAAUGGGCGGAUUUGAUGGAACAUCGUUCGUUAACAUCGUCGAGAUUUACGAUCCAUCAAAGGACAGAUGGGAUGAAGGCAAACCAAUGACUUCUGGUAGAUCAGGACAUGCCAGUGCCGUCUCUUAUCAACAUUGUUCAAUUCAUUGUGAUCACUUAGAUGAUAACAUUAAUAUACAGAAAGCACCAUCGUGACAUUAGCUAAUCAUUACUCUGAAUAUCUAAAAUGUUCAGUUAUGUUUCUAAAAUCUCUAAACUCGAUAUUAUAUUUUUUAAAGCCGGAUAAUCUAUCCAUUGUAUUUUACAGCAUACAUUUGCAUUGCGUAGUAUUAAAAAUAAUGAGCUAUAACCUAUUUUCAAUAUAUUAGGUUAUACCUCAUUGUUUUUAAUUUCUACCAAAGUUGUAUUUUAUAAUUUGAAAAUAACUAAUACUUUCAUUAUACAAUUUGUCUAGUAAUAUAUGUUAUGACAAAAUUAUUCUCAAGACUCAAUAUAAUUGAAUAAAAACAUAUAUAAUAUAAUAAAACACAUUAAAACAAUCGAAAGCGAUUUAUUAUAUUAAAAAAAUGUAUUAAAGAGCAUUUUAGAAAGUUAUAUAUUUAUUAGAAGAUUCUACUUACAAAGUUAAUGUUAAUUAAGUUACUGUAAAUUUUAUAGACUAUGUUAUUCUUAUUCGUAUAUAAUUAUUGUUAAUCGAUACAGUUGAUUGUUAAUCAGCAAAUAUACAAUAUAAAUUAUGCGCACCGGUGCUAUUUAAUCAAAAUAUUUCUACAUAUAUUUUAUAUGAAAAAAAUCGAGUAUGUAAUAGUGAUAAGUAAUUAAAAAAUGUAGCUGAUGCGUUAACGACAUAAUUAAAAAUUAUAAGUCGGCGCGGGAUUUAGGAGAAUGAUUAAAAAUAUAUUUUAUUUAUUUUUCUAGAAAUAGCAUAUUUUGCAAAAUAGCACAAAGUAGGCUUUUUUCAAACAAAUGAAAAAAUUACAGUAGCAGUAAAGUGUAUGUUUUUGGAUACGAUUUUUUUUGGCAUACACGCACGUACACAUCCACACGCAUACACACGUACAAACAAUUUUACGGAAUUAUUUAUUUUUCGAUGCGUCAAUAACGAAGGAUCAUAUAGUCUAAACGGUUGGUAUGUUGAUAAGUUAGUCUAAUAGCAUAUACAAUUAAUUAGCUUUUAUAGAUGAAAACAAAAGGAAUAAAAGUGUUAAUAAUUAAAGUGAUUUUGGAUUAUCAAUAAAUGAACAACUUGUUUCAUACUAAAUUAUAAUGUACUGUGAAUAAUAUUUCUACAUAGUAUAUAAAGUAAUGCGUUUGCUCAUUCAGCCUCUUGCUUUACAUCAACUUAGUAAGAGCGUACACUCAGAGAUACCAGUCUUAUAUAAUCAGCACAUGCUCGUAAAUAAACUCAAUACGUCAUAGCUCAUAUACACGUGAAAUGUACGUAUGUAGGUGUGUGUGUGUGUGUGUGUGUGUGUAGCAUGUAAAAUUACUCAUAUUUCAACAAAAAGAUACAUUAUAAAGUUUAUUUAAAGAUAAAAUCAAAAUAAGUUUUACAACUAGUUCGUACUUGUUCGCACAAUAGUAAAUAAGUAAAUAUAAAAGUGUAUUGUAUUUUUGUAAAAGAUUUUAACAAAUCUGUAAUAUUCAUGUAAUAGAAAUAAAUAGCGAUACAUAUUUUCUAUUUUAUUGAUUGAAAACUCAUCGAAAUGUAGA